This is a messenger RNA of Anoplopoma fimbria (sablefish), 1455 nucleotides long. RefSeq names its product thymus-specific serine protease. The record is from RefSeq and is a predicted model, not a curated record. Gene Ontology annotation, cellular component: endosome; lysosome. The transcript is spliced from 13 exons. Gene Ontology annotation, molecular function: serine-type exopeptidase activity; dipeptidyl-peptidase activity. NCBI's taxonomy places the organism in Eukaryota, Metazoa, Chordata, Actinopteri, Perciformes, Anoplopomatidae. Gene Ontology annotation, biological process: proteolysis. Bases 1 to 1455 code for a protein of 484 amino acids.
AUGCUUUUCACACCGGCCCGCUGUCUCAUCCUUCUGCUCCUCUUGAACUCAACUGAUGCUGGACGGAUUCUGGGGAAGAUCAAGGAGCGUGUUCGUAAUCUCCUGCUGCAGAAAGCCAAGCAGCCUCUUCAACAUGUGAAGGAGGGAAAGGUCCACCAGCCGCUGGACCACUUCAACCGACUAGACGUCAACACCUUCCAUCAGAGGUUCUUUGUGAACGAGGAGUACUGGCAGCGUCCCGACGGUCCAGUGUUCCUCUAUAUCGGAGGAGAAGGGCCCAUCUUUGAGUUUGAUGUUCUUGCAGGCCACCACGUUGACAUGGCUGAGGAGCACGGGGCGCUGCUGUUGGCUCUGGAGCAUCGUUUCUAUGGCGACAGCAUCAACCCCGACGGCCUCAAAACGGAGAACCUGUCGGACCUGAGCAGCCAACAGGCGCUUGCUGACUUGGCUGUUUUCCACCAGUACAUCAGCCAAAUCUUCAAUCUGAGCCACAGGAACACCUGGAUCAGCUUCGGAGGCUCGUACGCUGGAGCCCUGUCCGCCUGGUUCAGAGGAAAGUUUCCUCACCUGGUGUACGGAGCCGUGGCCUCCUCUGCUCCUGUCAAGGCGACGUUGGACUUCUCUGCCUACAGCAAUACUGUCGGCUUGAGUCUCAUGAAUGAAGCGGUUGGUGGAUCAGAAAAGUGUCUGGCUGGUGUGCGGGAGGCCUUCGUCGCCGUGGAAGCAGUGAUGGGAGGGAAUGCCAGCCGGGUGGCCAUGGACUUUGGCUGCUGUCAGAUCCCCAAGGAUAUUGAUGAUCAGAUUGAGCUGAUGCAAAACCUGGCCGACAUCGUCAUGGGAACGGUGCAAUACAAUGAAGAAGGGGUGCUCAUGUCAAUCAGUGAACUCUGUGGUGUGAUGACAUACAAGAGUGAGGCGUACGAGGAUGAGAUGGAGGCUUACAACCGCCUGGUUAAACUUGCACAGAAAACACUGAAAGAUCUGAUGGACACGACCGUCCACUCAGGCAGGAGAACAGCGAGACAGUGGACCUACCAGACCUGCACCGAGUUUGGCUUCUACCAGACUUGUGAGGAUGCCACUUGUCCGUUCUCUGGGAUGGUGACCCUGCGGGCCGAGACCGAACUCUGUCUCAUGCUGUUUGGUAUUUCCCAGCAUUCCCUGCCUGGACGCGUCGCCUUCACGAACACGUACUAUGGAGGAGACAAGCCACGAACGCACAGGGUCCUCUAUGUCAAUGGUGGAGUCGACCCGUGGAAGGAGCUGUCGGUGGUUCAGGACCGGGCCGAGGAAGGAGAAGAAGCCCAGACCGUUUUCAUUAAGGACACUGCUCACUGUGCUGAUAUGAUGAGAGGAAGAGUCACAGACCGCCGCUCGCUCAAGAAAGCCAGACAGGAGAUCGAGAAACAUGUGGUCAGCUGGCUGAAGAUGGCUGCCCUGGAGAAAGCGGUCUGA